UUAAUAAUUGAAUCUACCUUUAUGUGGUAUAUCAUUAAAUAGUUCUAAAUCUAUACACAAACAUAACUAUUUUUUUUAUAAGCUUCAAAUGUUUUGUUAAAUCUAGCUGUAAUCCUCUUCUUUCACCCAAUUUUUUUUUUUUUGAGAUAAUCUUUCACCCCAUUAAAUUACUUUUCAGAUAUCAUAGAUGUAUCCCAGAUACGCUCUAGAUACCCAAGGAUAUGUUCAUACUUACAUGUACACCUAUAUAUAUGCAUACAUACACCCCCAACCUAUGCAAACAAGAUCCACAAUACCAACCAACAUAUCAAACAAUGGCAAACAGACAACCCCCAAAAGAACAAAACCCUCAUCAGAAGGGUAACGGCAGGAUCCAACGUCAACCUAAUUCUGCAUCGAGACAGAGAGAAAUUGAAAAUACCAUCAUGAAUCUCGACCUGCUUGCUGCCUUUGUUGAAUUGAAGUUGAAGAUGCUCCAGAAACAUAUGAGGAACCACUAUGAGAAAACAAAGGAUGAAUACAAUGGAAAGGACAAGGAUAAUGGAGACGGGAAGCCGGAUCAAGGACCACCUACCGUGGUCUGAUAAGCCAAACAGAUCAUAGAGAUUGCUGGAGUUUAUGAUAUUAUAUCUAUAUAUAUAAUCUAGUCAUCUUUUUUCUUUGCCUAUCGUAUAUAUGUUUACAUAUAUAUGGUGAUUAGUAAUAAGAUAAAAUAAAUAAACUAUAUGUAAUCGUCCAUAAACAUUAA
Messenger RNA from Carica papaya (papaya), 748 nucleotides. The record is from RefSeq and is a predicted model, not a curated record. NCBI's taxonomy places the organism in Eukaryota, Viridiplantae, Streptophyta, Magnoliopsida, Brassicales, Caricaceae.